This is a messenger RNA of Peronospora farinosa, 1470 nucleotides long. Lineage: Eukaryota; Oomycota; Peronosporomycetes; Peronosporales; Peronosporaceae. The record is from the annotation of a GenBank genome assembly.
AUGAGUUACCCGCUCUUGCGACGUCUGCCGCUAGGAUCAUUGGAUCGACAAGUCGCACGUGCUAGUAUGCAACUAUGUCAUAAGAUUGUUAUGCAACAGCUCUAUAUCUCUCGAAUCGAUACAAUGAAACAAUGGAUGGUCGUGUCGAAUCCGUCGGAUGAGUGCGUCGACUUGACAAACUUUAGUCUUCGUUGUGACGGCUGUAGCGACGUCUUUUACUUUCCAGAUAAAUACACGUUACAACCGGGUAGUGAGGUGAUGAUUUGGUGUUCACCGGGAGGUUUAGAUCUAGACAAAGACAACCUAUUGCUGCCGUAUCUCUUUUGGACCACAGCCGACGGCUCGUUGCGUCAUGAACCGUUUUUUGUAUCACAAGCUCAAGCCAACGAAGUGCUGCUGCUAGAUCCGCUACUGGUAGAAGUGGCGUCGAUCCGAGUGACUGCAGAUGGAAAGAAAGAGUUUCGAGUGCUGCAUUGCAAGUCGAUGCACUCGAAGACGAGUGAAAUUGCUAUGAGAUUCUGCGUCGGGUGUUUGUCACCGCCAGAGUCUGAAAAACGAACGUCACGACCAAGUCCCGAGAGUGAAAAAGUCAUGGCAUUGUCGUCGGAUUCUCGAGAGAUUUAUGUCUUUUCAAGAUAUUGGGGGGUGGGCUCGGACAAGUCACUGGUUGAGCACUUUUUGGCAGUGAUUUUAGUACCUCUAGUGGAAUCCUUUCGUGCAGUGUUGAUCUACAUUAUGUUGUGUAUGUUCCAAUCGGAGUUGAAGAAUACACUGGAGUCGCAGUUACGCUCGAAAGUAACGAAACUUUUGCUCAUGAUACUGGCAUGCGACGUGAUUGCACGAAGAUUCAUGCUCUGCAUCAAGAGUGGAUUGCUCGUCACUAUUGCAAGCUUUACGGCUGUCGUACUGGACCAAUUGGCUCUUGUAGUGCUUUACUUGUCGCUGCAAAGGCUGUACCCGACGUUGAGUAUGUCCUUUCAGUACAUGCUCACAUUCGACCUAGGUGUUUGCUGUUUGAAUGCUGCUGCGGUACAUGUGCGUUUUCUUGAGGCUCGGCAUAACUGGCAUCCAUUGUUCAAGCAGUUUGCACGAUGGGACCACACAUUUCGAGGGUUUCUGUGCAUUAGUGGCAUUGGUCGCGAGCUGUUACUGCAUCUACUGCUUCUGCUCCCGCUUAGCAAUCACCCCUCAUCUGUGUGGAAGGCUGUAGGAUAUCUGCUCGUUCCGCUCUUUACUGUGGCCACAGGUGGCGACUUGUUACGUGCGGUAGCCACCCUAUUGCACGUGGUCAAGUAUCCAAUUGAACAAGUAAAAACUCAAUGGCGACGCCUGCAGAUACAUUGCGAAGGAGUGUCUGAGUGUGACGAGGAGGACGAAUUCUCUGAAGAAGAGCCUCAGAAAGAGAACCCACUCAUGGCGUUCGUGACACCUAAAGCUCUUCGCUUCCGGUCCGUCCACCCGUAUAGUUAA